CUUGCUCUUUUAUAGUUGUUGUAUUGAACAGUGAAAAGUAAUUACCACUUAUAAUAUGCCUCCAAACUGCACACCUGAAAAAAAUGCAGCAAAUUUAAUAAGCCCUAAUUAUGAAGGUGAGAACUUGUAUUUUAACCCUACAAUUAGUAAUACUGAGCAAAAAGAAGUUAAAAUCAAAAAUGAAUCUCAUGUUGAGCAAUUACUUAAUGAUCUACCUAAUUUGAAUAAGUUAUUCUUUAUUCAUUCAAAAAUCGGAGAAGGAACAUUUAGUAGUGUUUACUUGGCUACAUUAAAGCAGGAUCUGUCUAAAAGAAAAAAGUUUGCAAUUAAGCAUCUGAUUCCAACUUGUCAUCCAAAUAGAAUUAAAUUUGAACUAGAAUGUUUAAAAAAGUUUGGAGGAAGAGACAACAUAAUUGGAAUAGAAUUAUGUUUAAGGAGUAAAAACAACAUUGUUUUUGCAAUGCCUUACCAACCUCAUUUACCGUUUGUUGAAUUCGUUGGGGAUAUGGAUGCAAAGGAAUCAUCCGAUUAUAUUAAAAACUUACUUAUAGCAUUAGCCAAGCUUCAUGAUAUGGGAAUUAUUCACAGAGAUAUUAAACCAAGUAAUUUCUUAUAUGAUAGGAAAAACAGACGGUAUGUUUUGGUUGAUUUUGGUCUUGCCCAAGUUGUACCAAACAAUGUUACUAAUUCUUCUAAUGAUUCAUCGCUAAAAAGAAAACGAAAUUCAUUUUCACCUCAGUACAAUGGAAAAGUUAUAGAAGACAACAAACGGCCUAACAUUGACAAUUCACCUUCAACUUCUUUAAUUAAUACAAAAAAUUCUAUAAAAGACCAAAAAGAAAAUAACUGUUUCCAAAACGCACAUAAUAUUUAUCAGAAAGUUAUUGCAGAAGCAGGCUCGAAAAAACAAGACAUUAAAGGUAACUGUCGAUGUUACGGAAAACCUCGAGUUUGUUCUCACUGCUUAGUAAAGAGAAGUAUUCAAGCUAGCAGGGCAGGAACUCCAGGAUUUCGACCUCCGGAAGUUCUACUAAAAUACCCCGAUCAAACAACUGCUGUUGAUAUUUGGGCAGUGGGUGUAAUUUUCAUGUGUAUACUGAGUAACUGUACAACGUUUUUUACCAGUUUAAAUGAUAACAUGGCUCUUGCAGAGAUGAUUUCACUUUUUGGAACUGAAAAGAUAAACAGACUAUCUCAAAAACUUGGAAGGUACCUUUUAUGUAGUGAACAUAAAGAACCAGUAAACUUGAAGAAUUUAUGUAAUUUGUUAAGAAAACGAAAAGGUAACAACUCGAAAGUAGAAGAAACUGAAAAAUGUUGUAAAUGUUCGAAAUUAAUACAGUAUUGCUUCUGUACCAGUAGCAGCAAGGAUACCAACGAUGCAUUUCCAGAAAGUGCAUAUGAUUUACUGUUAAAGUUUCUUGAUAUAGAUCCUAAAACAAGAAUUACCGCCAAGGAAGCCCUAAAACAUGAAUAUCUUUCCAUUUAAAUUUAUUUAAAAGUAAAUAUUUUGAAUGAUCUGAAUUACUUUUUAAGAAACUUAAUAAAUAUUAUUUCAGUAAUUGACUUUAUAACUUUAAAACAUGACUGCAUACAUUUAUUAAUUAACUUGUUAUAUUGUUCCCGAAUCAAAUAAAAUUUCCAGGAUAACAAAAA
This is a messenger RNA of Agrilus planipennis (emerald ash borer), 1656 nucleotides long. RefSeq names its product cell division cycle 7-related protein kinase. NCBI's taxonomy places the organism in Eukaryota, Metazoa, Arthropoda, Insecta, Coleoptera, Buprestidae. Gene Ontology annotation, cellular component: nucleus. The transcript has 11 exons. The record is from RefSeq and is a predicted model, not a curated record. Bases 56 to 1489 code for a protein of 477 amino acids. Gene Ontology annotation, molecular function: ATP binding; protein serine/threonine kinase activity. Gene Ontology annotation, biological process: protein phosphorylation; mitotic DNA damage checkpoint signaling.